GUUCCUGUGCCAGAGCCGCCAUCUUGGUUUCCUUCCCGGGGAGGCUCGGCAUCCGCGGCAGUCGGAGGCAAUGAAGUCCCUUCCGCUGGUGGCGCGGUGCGUCUCGAGGAGGUUUUAUUCUCUCAAAACCGCACCUAAAACUGGAUUCAUCGCAGGAACAGAGCAUGCGAAGAUACAGCUGCUGCCCCAGGAUCUUGAGAUCACGAAACUACCAAAUGGAUUAGCAAUUGUUUCCCUGGAAAAUUAUUCCCCAGCUUCAAGGAUUGGUGUCUUCAUUAAAGCAGGCAGCAGGUAUGAGACGAUGGCCGAUUUGGGAACCUCCCACCUGCUCCGCCUCGCAUCUAACCUGACGACAAAAGGAGCCUCUGCCUUCAGGAUCACCACGGGCAUCGAAGCUGUGGGGGGUUGCCUGAGUGUGACUUCUACCAGGGAGAACAUGAUUUAUUCCGUGGAAUGCCUGCGUGACUAUAUUGAUACCGUAAUGGAAUACUUAAUCAACGUCACUACUGCACCAGAAUUCAGGCCUUGGGAAGUAGUCGAUGCUAAUCCCCGUUUAAGAAUUGACAAGGCAGUUGCCUUCCAAACUCCUCAAGUUGGUGUCCUAGAAAACCUGCAUGCUGCAGCUUAUCGGAAUGCUCUUGCCAAUUCCCUAUAUUGUCCAGACUACAGAAUUGGGAACAUUACACCUGAGCAGCUGCACCGUUAUGUACAGAACAACUUCACAAGUUCCCGAAUGGCUCUGGUGGGGCUAGGUGUCAGCCACUCGGACCUGAAGCAGGUCGCAGAGCAGUUUCUAAAUAUCCGCAGUGGGGCUGGCACACCUGGUGAGAAGGCCAAGUAUCGUGGAAGUGAACUUCGAGAGCAGAAUGGCCAGAGCCUUGUCCACGCGGCUGUAGUAGCAGAAGGCGCUCCUAAAGGAAGUGCAGAAGCAAAUGGAUUCCGGGUUCUUCAGCACAUUCUUGGGGCAGGACCUCUGAUCAAGAGAGGAAACAGCGUUACCAGCAAGCUCGUCCAGGGGAUUGCGAAGGUGACAACGCUGCCUUUCGACGCCACAGCAUUUAAUGCAAAUUAUAGUGAUUCUGGACUUUUUGGCGUUUACACAAUAUCCCAGGCUUCAGCUUCUGCGGAGGUAAUCAAAGCUGCUUUGAGCCAAGUGAAGGCAGUCUCCCAAGGUGCAGUCACUGAUGCAGAAGUUGCGAGAGCCAAAAACCAGCUGAGGGCAGCUUACCUGAUGUCUAUUGAAUCCUCGGAAGGGUUACUCGAUGAAAUUGGUUCCCAGGCACUGGCGUCUGGGGCAUACAUGUCACCAACCACUGUCGUUGAGAAGAUCGAUUCCGUGGUCACUGCUGACGUCGUGAAUGCUGCAAAGAAGUUUGUUAGUGGGAAGAAGUCAAUGGCAGCUUGUGGGGACUUGACAAAUGUCCCUUUUGUUGAUGAGUUGUAAGAAGUCAAGCAAGGGAGCCUAGGCUCACACUGAACUCUUAAGGCAGUUGCAUUGACUGCCGUUUCCAUCCUGUAUUUAUAUAUUUCAAGUGCUCUGGAUUUGUAGGUGACAUGUCAAUUCACCAAAGUUAAUAAAGUGCAGAGCUCAUACACUUA
Varanus komodoensis (Komodo dragon) is the source of this 1599-nucleotide messenger RNA. Its product is annotated as cytochrome b-c1 complex subunit 2, mitochondrial. The transcript is spliced from 14 exons. The record is from RefSeq and is a predicted model, not a curated record. Gene Ontology annotation, cellular component: mitochondrion. Bases 71 to 1444 code for a protein of 457 amino acids. Gene Ontology annotation, molecular function: metal ion binding. NCBI's taxonomy places the organism in Eukaryota, Metazoa, Chordata, Lepidosauria, Squamata, Varanidae.